ACAGACAGACCGACCAACAGAGAGCGAGUGAAUGAGUGAGAGAAAGAAAGAAAGAGAGACUUAGAGAGAGAGAGAGAGAGAAACCAAAAAAAAAGAUUGGAGAAUAUGAUGAUUUCUUCAACAACGACGAGAAGUCAUCUUCUCACUCUCCCUCCAUUCCUUCUCACAUCAACAACACCAAUACCAACGAAUGGAAUCCUUCUUUUCCCUAUUCGAAACGACAAUCACAACUCCGACCCUCCUACUGACACCAUCCCCUUUCAUUACUGUUGUUAUUAUUGUGGUUGGCACCAUCAAUUUCGCCCUUUUCUGUUGAAACAAGGGCUGAAUUUUUUUUAGGUGUAGUAGUCGAGAUUCUUUGUGGGUUAUCUGAAUUUGAGGAAGAUGUUAGGGGGACGAGCAGGAGGAGGUAAUGAAAACAUGAUAUUCCCUGGGUUUGUCGAGGAAAAUCGUGUCCAUGCUGAUACCAAUACGUUGCCUCAGUUCCACUUAUUUGGAAAUGAAUCUUAUGCAGUUCCAAUUCAGUGCGGUGGUGGCAUUAGCAUCCUAAACGGUAUGGGAAACGAGCAUACACCCACUGACAAUCGGCCCACCAAAAGAGUAAGGGAAGAGGAACCUGUAUAUAGAAAGCAGAAGCUUGGCAUGUCAUUGGAUUGCAACGUUCAUCGAGACGAUGCUGGCCAUAUUGGAAACUUUUUAAAUCCUAAUCCUGUAUCAACUGGGCUCAGACUUUCUUGUGAGAAAGAAGAGCGUAGUUCCUCCAUUACUUCGACCUGUGAGAACAUGACGAACACCCUUCCUGGUGUUCUUUCACUUGGUAAUGCUGUAAAAUUGGAGAUAGAUCGACAGAUGGAAGAAUUUGGCCAAUAUAUUACACUUCAGGAAGAUAACAUCUGGAAGAGUGUAAGCGAGUUAAACAAACGGCAUACAAUUUCUUUGUUGCAUGCUCUGGAAAAACGAGUCAGCACAAAGCUGCACGAGAAGGAGCUCGAAAUAGAGAAUAUAAGCUGCAAGAACAAGGAGUUAGAGGACAGAAUAAAGCAAGCGUCAAUGGAAGCUCAGUCGUGGCAAUACAGAGCAAAGCACAAUGAAUCAGUGGCCAAUAUCCUCAAAAGCAAUAUUCAGCAGCUCAUGGCACAGGGGACGGCCCAAGAUCGUGAAGGAACCGGUGACAGUGAGGUAGAAGAUGCUGUUUCUUGCACAAAUCACCCCGAAAAUCAACAACUCCAGGACCAUCGGCUACGAUGCCGAGCUUGCAAUGGUAAACGAGUCUCGAUUCUAUUGUUGCCUUGCAGACACUUGUGCCUGUGUGCCGAUUGUGAAGGAUUCGUCAACGUAUGCCCCGUCUGCCAGGUGAGGAAGUCUGCUAGCGUUCCUGUAUACAUGUGAUGGUGAAAAUAUCAGAAGGUCAUUGAUUUCUUCUGUGCAUUUUAAGUAUAAAAAUUACAGAAAAUAUCAGCACCGCGAAAUCGAAAAUGUAUUAAAUAAGUAUUAACAUUGUGCAACUAUUCUUGAGGAUAAUUAUAUUUACAUCCUUUGAGUUAUGUUCAAAUUAUAGAAAUGAUUUCAUUUCCUGGAUGCAUUAUUGAUGUAGGACAUUAAUGUAAUUGUUCAAAUAAUAUGAAUCAUAGUUAAGGGGUAGGGGUGUUAAAAGUAA
Sesamum indicum (sesame) is the source of this 1657-nucleotide messenger RNA. Its product is annotated as E3 ubiquitin-protein ligase BOI. Lineage: Eukaryota; Viridiplantae; Streptophyta; Magnoliopsida; Lamiales; Pedaliaceae. The record is from RefSeq and is a predicted model, not a curated record. Gene Ontology annotation, molecular function: ubiquitin-protein transferase activity.